ACAAGGUUUCUCUCUACUGCUCACUGAUCACUCAGCUUUUAACAGACACGGAUUUGCAAUUUUCCAUCACCUUUUAGACUUUGAGACUGGAGCGAUUAUGUGGUGAGGGACAGAGCGUGAGAGAGGAAGAUAUAGAGUGACAGAUGGUAUCUGUGGAGAUCUGUUGAUGCUGUGCUGCUGGUCUGCAGUGCUGGUGUGGUUGGUUGGCCAGGAGAUGCGUGAAGGUUAUUUGGUAUGUUCCUGUACUCAGCCCUUGAACACCACCGCGAUGAAGAAGAGGACAACUUCCAGUCCCAGAAAUCCUGGAUAGAAAGCACUUUCACCAAGAGGGAAUGUGUCCACAUACUUCCAGUGUCGAAAGACCCCCACAGAUGCCUUCCAGGAUGUCAGAUCUGCCAGCAGUUGGUGAGAUGCUGCUGUGGUCGGCUGGUACGGCAGCAUGCUGGGUUUACAGCCAGCCUGGCCAUGAAGUACUCAGACGUGAACUUGGGUGGGGGGGCAGAGGGUGGGGUGCAGCCGGAGUUGGAGGAGUGGGCUGUGGACAAACACACACAGGAGAGCCCUACAGACGCUUACGGCAUCGUUAACUUCCAGGGAGGGUCGCACUCUUACAGAGCCAAGUAUGUGCGUCUGUCCCAUGACAGCAGGCCAGAGAGCAUCCUGAGGCUGAUGCUGAAUGAGUGGCAGAUGGAGCUUCCUAAGAUCCUCAUCUCUGUCCACGGAGGCAUCCAGAACUUUGACCUGCACCCCCGAAUCAAACAGGUGGUGGGGAAGGGCCUGAUCAAAGCUGCUGUCACCACCGGGGCAUGGAUCCUGACAGGAGGGGUUAACACAGGUGUUGCCAAACAUGUGGGUGAUGCGUUGAAGGAACACUGUUCUAGAUCGUCAAGGAAGAUCUGUACAAUUGGAGUCGCUCCCUGGGGCGUCAUUGAGAACCGCAAUGACCUCAUCGGGAGAGACGUUGUAGCCCCCUACCAGACGUUGCUGAACCCCCUGUCCAAGCUCAACGUGUUGAACAACCUCCACUCCCACUUCCUGCUGGUGGAUGAUGGGACGGUGGGGAAGUACGGAGCUGAGGUCCAACUACGCCGCGAGCUGGAAAAACACAUCAAACUGCAGAGGAUACACGCACGAAUUGGUCAGGGUGUUCCUGUGGUAGCGUUGAUAUUUGAGGGGGGUCCCAACGUAAUUCUGACAGUGUUGGAGUACCUUCAGGAGACUCCACCUGUUCCUGUGGUGGUCUGUGAGGGGACUGGGCGUGCUGCUGACAUGCUGGCCUAUGUCCACAAACAGACUGAGGAGGGGGGGGGUCUACCUGACGGUGUGGAGAUAGAAAUCAUCGCUACGAUCAAAAAGACGUUCAACUUCAGCCACAGCGAUGCUAUACACCUCUUCCAGACCCUUAUGGAAUGUAUGAAGAGCAAAGAACUGAUCACUGUGUUUCAUAUCGGCUCUGAGGACCACCAGGAUAUCGAUGUGGCCAUACUGAGGGCAUUACUGAAAGGCACCAAUGAGUCUGCAUUUGACCAGCUGGUUCUGACUCUGGCCUGGGACCGGGUGGACAUCGCCAAGAACCAUGUGUUUGUCUAUGGACAGCAGCUACUGGUGGGUUCGUUGGAGCAGGCCAUGCUGGAUGCCUUAGUGAUGGACCGUGUGGAGUUUGUGAAGCUCCUGAUUGAGAAUGGAGUUAGCAUGCACAGGUUCCUUACCAUCACACGGCUGGAGGAGCUAUACAACACGAAACAGUCCCCUACCAAUCCCACGCUCUUCAACCUCGUAAGGGAUGUCAAACAGGGUAAUCUCCCCCCUAACUACAAGAUGACCUUAAUUGACAUUGGCCUGGUGAUAGAGUACCUGAUGGGCGGGACUUACAGGUGCAACUACACCAGGAAACGCUUCAGGAUCAUCUACAACAAUCUCCAUGGCAACAGCAGGAGGUCAGGUCGCCACUCUGCAGGGCCUGGGUCCCACCUGAGGAAGAGCCAAGAGUCGUUCAGUAUCCAGGCCGACAAGAAGGAGAAGACCAGGCACAACCACUUCAUCAAGACUGCACAGCCAUACAAACCCAAGUUGGAGUCGGCGACAGACCAGUCCAAGAAAAAAGCCAAGGAGGAGAUUGUUGACAUCGAUGACCCAGAGACACGCAGGUUCCCGUACCCGUUCAAUGAGCUGCUGAUGUGGGCCGUCCUGAUGAAUAGGCAGAAGAUGUCUCUGUUCUUCUGGCAGCAUGGGGAGGAAAGCAUGGCCAAGGCCCUGGUGGCCUGUAAACUCUGUCGCUCCAUGGGCUAUGAGGCCAAGAAGAGUGACGUGGUCGACGACACCUCCCAGGAACUCAAGGACUACUCCAAUGAAUUUGGCACCCUAGCAGUGGACCUCCUGGAGCAGUCAUUCAGACAGGAUGAAACCAUGGCGAUGAAACUGCUGACCUACGAACUGAAGAACUGGAGUAACAGCACCUGUCUGAAGCUGGCCGUGUCGUCGCGGUUACGACCCUUUGUGGCUCACACCUGUACCCAACUGCUGCUGUCAGACAUGUGGAUGGGACGACUCAACAUGAGGAAGAACUCCUGGUACAAGGUGAUCCUCAGUAUCCUGGUGCCUCCUGCAAUCCUCCUGUUGGAGUACAAGACAAAGGCAGAGAUGUCCCACAUCCCUCAGAGUCAGGACGCCCAUCAGAUGACCAUGGAGGACAGCGAACACAACUUCCAUAACACCACCGACAACAUACAGAUGGAUGUGUUCCAGGAGGCGAAGGCGGAUGACAACGUGGAGGUGAAGGAUGAGGCGGAGACACAGGUCCGCUCCCGAAGACUUCCUCUAACCAGGAAGUUCUACGCCUUCUACCACGCCCCCAUCGUCAAAUUCUGGUUCAACACGCUGGCGUACCUGGGUUUUCUGAUGCUUUACUCGUUUGUCGUUCUGGUCCGGAUGCCCGAGUUUCCGUCUCCUCAAGAGUGGGUGGUCAUCCUCUACAUAUUUACCUCCGCCAUUGAGAAGAUACGAGAGAUGUUUAUGUCUGAAGCUGGGAAGAUUAGCCAGAAGGUUAAAGUCUGGUUCAGUGACUAUUUUAACCUCUCAGACUUCCUGGCUAUUGUCACCUUCUUUGUGGGCUUUGGAUUGAGGAUCGGAGGAGAGGAUGUGCUUGUCCCAGGCCGGACUGUGUAUUGCUUGAAUAUCAUCUUCUGGUACGUGAGACUCCUAGAUAUUCUGGCAGUCAACCAGCAAGCAGGACCGUAUGUGAUGAUGAUCGGUAAAAUGGUGGCCAAUAUGUUUUAUAUUGUGGUGAUCAUGGCGGUGGUGUUGUUGAGUUAUGGCGUGCCGCGGAAAGCCAUCCUGUACCCAAAUGAGGAGCCCAGUUGGACGCUGCUCAAAGAUGUGGUCUUCCAGCCGUACUGGAUGAUGUACGGGGAAGUGUAUGCGUAUGAAAUUGACGUGUGUGCCAAUAAUACUGAUACGAAUGUGAAAUCCCUGUGCUCCACUUCAGUGUGGAUCACUCCUUUCCUACAAGCAGUCUACCUCUUUGUCCAAUACAUAUUGAUAGUUAACCUUCUCAUCGCCUUCUUCAAUAAUGUGUACCUCCAAGUGAUGUCAAUCAGUAAUCUGGUAUGGAAGUACCAGAGGUAUCAUUUCGUCAUGGCCUACCAUGAGAAGCCAGUCCUCCCUCCUCCCCUCAUCCUCCUCUCCCACCUAGUCUCUUUCUUCUCCUGCAUCUGUCACAAGAGGAAGAAGGACAGUCACUCUUACGGACCAAAGUUGUUUCUAACGGAGGAGGAUCAGAAGAAGCUCCAUGACUUUGAGGAGCAGUGUGUGGAGACGUACUUCCAUGAGAAAAACGACCAGUUCCACUCAGGGAGCGAUGAGCGCAUCCGCCUCACAUCAGACAGGGUUGAGACCAUGUGUAUCCAGCUGAAGGAGGUCGGUAAUAGAGUGAACUUCAUCAAGCGUUCCCUCCACACGCUGGACUCUCAGAUCGGCCACCUUCAGGACCUGUCAGCUCUGACCGUGGACACCCUGAAGACCCUGACCGCCCAGAGGGCCUCUGAAGCCAGCAAGGUCCACAACCAGAUCACCAGGGAGCUCAGUCUGUCCAAAAACUUUGCCCCCAGUCUGGCCCCCACCCCCCAGGACCCUACCCCCCAAUCCAAGGGGGUAAAACGCAGCGUGGGCGCCUACUUCGGUUCCUCCUUCCCCCAGGUGUCCGGGGUGGUGGUGGGGGGCAACAUGGCUGAUUCUCUGUUUGGGAGUGGGGUGGACCCAAACCCGCCACUGACGCUCAGUCCCCCAGAGCGGAGAGGAGACUGGGCUGGGCUGGGGCACCAAGCUACUGCUGCUAUAGAGGCUGGAUCCUCCACGGGUGGCAGUGCUAGUCACAGUGCCUUCUCCCUCUGCCCAGCUCCGGCGCCCCCUACUGUCAGUCCUCCAGAGCUGCGGCUACGCGGCCACUCCUUCACCCAGUGGCAGCUGACCCGUCCAGUGCAGGUGGGCAUCUCCGACUGCCCCUCCAGCCUGCCCAGCGUGCCCUCUGCUAGGGCUGCUUUCUACGUCAGCUCUACCCCCUCCCAGCCCUCGGUCUCCAGCCACCCAGAACUCAGCCUGGCUGGGCCAGACAAAGACAGAACCUCUGCUUCCACCUCUGCCUUUGCUGUAGAAUUUGGUGCGUUUGUUGGUCAUAAAGACAACCUUCACCUGGACCUGCAGCGCUCCUUCCCCAGAGACAUCUCCUCCAGACAGCUCAGCCCAGCCACGCAGCCCAGGGAACAGGGUCAUCCUGAAGGCCAAGGUAAUAUGAGGACGGUCAACUCAUAUGCUGGCUUCACUGAGUUUGACCGGAGUCCCUCCUUCCUCCAUCCAGACUCCUCUCUCAGUAAGCGAGAGAGGAGCGGCGUGUCAGCGGAAGACAUCCUCAUCCACGAAGACCCCAGAGCUGCACUACUACUGGAGAGGGCUCAGGUCAAGACAGCUCAGGCCAGUAGUCUCAGGGCACCAGGGGAGGACUCAGGUAUAAAUGCUGCAUCAUGUCUCUACAGACACGCCCAUCUGGGGAGCAGGAAGGAUUCAAUUGGUUCCCCUUUCAAGCCAAUGGAAAGCUACCAAUACUCGGCUGUGGAGCGUAACAACCUGAUGAGGCUGUCUCAGAGCAUCCCCUUCACCCCAGUGCCCCCUAGAGGUGAGCCAGUAACAGUGUAUCGUCUGGAGGAGAGUUCUCCCAACACCAUCAACAACAGCAUGUCCUCCUGGGCUCACAAAGGUCUCUGUGCCAAGAUAGAGUUCCUCAGUAAGGAGGAGAUGGGAGGGGGGCUGCGACGUGCACUCAAGGUGCUGUGUACGUGGUCGGAGUAUGACAUUCUGAAGCCAGGUCACCUGUAUAUCGUUAAGUCCUUCCUACCAGAGGUGGUCCAGACCUGGCAGAGCAUCUACAAGGAGGACACUGUACUGCUGCUCUGUCUCAGGGAAAUUCAACAGCAGAGAGCUGCUCAGAAACUGACAUUUGCCUUCAACCAAAUGAGGCCCAAGACAAUCCCUUACUCUCCCAGGUUUCUGGAGGUGUUUCUGUUGUACUGUCACUCAGCAGGCCAAUGGUUCGCUAUAGAGGAGUGUAUUACUGGAGAGUUCAGGAAGUUUAACAAUAACAACGGGGACGAGAUUGUCCCAACCAACCUUCUGGAGGAGACCAUGCUGGCCUUCAGCCACUGGACAUAUGAGUACACCCGGGGAGAGCUGUUAGUGCUGGACCUACAAGGAGUGGGGGAGAUUCUGACUGAUCCGUCUGUCAUAAAGAGUGGAGAGAAGGGGUCAUAUGACAUGAUAUUUGGUCCUGCCAACCUGGGAGACGACGCCAUCAGAAACUUCCGGGCCAAACACCACUGCAACUCUUGCUGCAGGAAACUCAAACUUCCCGAUCUGAAGCGGAACGAGUACACGCCGGACAAACUGAUGCUGCCUCAGGACGAAUCACACGACCCCGGAAGCGGGACCCGCCAUUCAAUGAGGCUCAUGCUCUGAUCCUAUAGGACACAGCCAGAGAGAAGAGGCCGGUGCUGUUAUUCUAUUGGCCAAUGCCAGAGAGGACAAAGGAAAAACUAGUGUGCACACCUCAUGGCUAGAAGGGAUCCAGCUUUUGUCAAAUUAGCAUCAGAUUUGACCUUUGGUAGCAGGUUGGGAGGACUUAAUGCAGCAGGUUAGGAGAAUGAUGUUAAUGUUAGGAAAAGAUUUAGGAUUAGCGACAAAAAAAAUAUAUACUUUUUACAUUAAUUUGACAAAAGCUGGAUAAGGUGGGUCUAGCCAUGACCCAUCUCAUCCAAUCAACUGGAAGAGCCACGCCUGUGUUUCCAUGGAGACCCAUGUAUGCAUGCAGAACUGUGUUACUUUUGUAUCUGUCCAACCAAUGCCAAUCAGCAACCAACAUGAUUAUUCAAAAAAUGUGUAAAUGGGGAACAAAACUUUUUAAAUGUUUUUUUACUACAAGUUUAUAUGGUGUGUGUGUGUGUGUGUGUGUGUGUGUGUGUGUGUGUGUGUGUGUGUAUAUAUAUAUCUAUAUAAAUAUAAAUGGCUAUCAACAGGUACAAUAUCAUUGCAUAAAGAGACCAGUACUUAUUCUGAACUAUGAAAAGUUGCCUUGUAUAAACUAAAGUGCAUUGUCUGUCUGUAGUGCAGGACUGUAAGGGUCAACCUGCUGAGAUACAAUUUGCAACACUUUAUACAGAAUGUCACCAGAUACUUUUUUUAUAAAUGUAAAAUACAUGUAUUAUUAUGGAAUUAGUGGUUCAUAUUUAAUGAGAAGACACAUGAAUUUGAAAAUCUUGUAAAAUAUGGGCAGAUUGCAAUGCAACUUUUACAGUACAUAUAUGUACUAAUUGUGUUGAACUCUUCUGAAAUGUGUCCACUGAUUAUUUCUGAUAGUUUUUAAAUGUUACAAUGCUGGUACUAUUAUUGUUAUUUCUUUGUCAUCACGCAAAUACCAAUCUAGUGUAUCUUAUAGAUACUUAUAUCUGCUACUGAGCAGAAGCAGAUGCUGUUUUAUUCAGGGGCGUGUAAGGGUCUAUAACUCUAUACAUGUUCUACUGUAUAACAUUUUAAACUAAUAAAAUGACAGUUAUGUCCCAUUCCUUGUACAGUAUGAUGCUGAUACUGUCUGGUGGGGAUGAGGUCCCCACAUUCUUCAGUAAGACUGCAGCUGCUGGCAGACAGGCCCACAGAGAGAAACACUCUCACACACACCUGUUGAUGAGCCAGCUGAUAAAGAACCCAGUAGCCAACAGUUAUUCAUCAGUUACUCGUCUGUAACCCGACACCUUUACCCUACAGUUAGGUCUGGAUGGGAACUCCACCUACAUCUUUAGCAGUUUGGGAACAUCGAUCAACAGUGGUGAAACUCUUCUUGGUGUUGUCACAUACAAAGUCCAGUGGAAAGCAACAUUGUGUAAAAUAAGAGUAUUGUAAUGAAACCGCAGGGAGCAGGCCUUGAACCCUCGACCUUCUAGCCCGAGGUCUGGCGCGCUAUCGACUGCCGCAAAAGCAUGCUCUGUUUUUAUGUCUUAUGAAUUUGUAGUUCGCAAAUUUCUGUGAAAAUAGACAAAAUGCUUUUUGAUCUUCGGCCAAUAGAGAGAGCAGAGUACAGUAUAUUGAAAGUCUGUUGGUCGAAUAGCAGAUUAUUUUAACCACUUCCUGUCUAGGCUUGAUAAACCAGUCUACUUGUUACCUGAAGGGCGUGGUUAUAUGGGCGCCAGUGAAUCUGCCGUUUACUCACAUUGUUCGUAACAGUGCUCACCUGCUCUCACUUUGUCUCUUUCCCAUUGCUCUCACACACAAAAACACGUCCCAGAGAGGAGAAACUACCAAGAGAGAAGAAUCAUGUCUGUGGAAGUCCACAUAGAAUAUUGUAGUGGAUGAGGGUACGAGUCUCGCUAUCAGGACCUAGCAUCUGCCAUCAAGCGGAACGUUCCUGAUGUGAUGGUGACGGGAACCACAGGGCGGCGCUCCAGUUUCGAGGUAACAGUGAAUGGUAAACUGGCCUACUCUAAACUGGAGGCAGGAGGAUUCCCAGACACCAAGGAGGUGGGUGUUACUCCUGUUCUGAACACCAGAUGGUGGCGAUGGUGAAGGAGGUGAGCCGUGGAGGAAAGGUCGAGAAAGUGAAGAAGAAGAAGAAUAAUAAGUGUUUUCUCCAAUAGAUGAGUGGUUAUUGAGAGAAGGAGAGUGUUUUUUUAAGAUCCUGGGUCCUGAUCUGAUUCUAUUAAUGAUUGUUCACAAUGAAACUAGGGAUGUGAACAUGAAGUCUACAGUCAUUUCAACUCUGUGAUCUGAGGGAAAUACUCUCAUCCUGUGUCUCCGUGUUAUACUGUCAUGUCUUAUGUUAUUCCUUGCCUGUUUUUCUUUCCUUAUACAGACCAAGAUAUUAUAGACUGACUGGCAUUUAGUUUUACAUUCUAAAAAUAUUGUACUCAAUGUAGACUAGACCUCUGCAGUUGAAUAGGCUGUACGUGUAUUUUUAAAUGAUCAAAUCAAUUCUAGGAAUCAAUUAGUAUUGAGUUUGUGUGUUGGGAGGGUGCUGUUGGACAUUUACAAUAAUGCUGUUGGACAUUUACAAUAAUGCUGUUGGACAUUUACAAUAAUGCUGUUGGACAUUUACAAUAAUGCUGUUGGACAUUUCCUGGUGUUGUUGGACAUUUCCUGGUGUUGUUGUGUUAUUAUUGGAUGUUGUGCCAGGCAAUCUUUCCUAUCUUCACUUUGCCUCUUUCACUUUCUUUCUUAGCGGGUGUGAUGAUGCAAUAGAUAUACUGCCACGGCCUUUAUAGCGGUCAAGGGAUUUUAUUUGAUCUUAUCUGAUUUUGUGUGUAGGCCGAGACUGGAUUCUAUCCCCAAAAAUGUUAUUCCUCUGUGUGUUAUAUAAUUGUAGAGGUACAAAGUCUUUAGUAUUAGUUUUUAUAUGGCUGUAUAAAGAUGACAGUUUAUUAUCAAACUUGUGAUAGAGAUCACACUUCAGCCAAGAGGGGAAUUUAAUGCAGUUGAGAUGUGGGAAAGGGAAUUACCACUCUGCCAUCUGGAGUUUUACUACAUUUUUACCAAAACUGGAUUCCAUGUAACUUAGAGGUGAUUGAUUAUUCAUUAUAUCCACUCUAUUAGCCUCUGUCAAAUGCAUUUUAAACUGUAAUACAUCUGUUCUGUGAUGUCCUCCAGCAUAUUGGAGAAUAUUCUAGAAUCUGACCCUUUCUACCCCUCUCUCUCUCUCUGGCCCCCAUCUAACCAUGUCCUUCAGGUAACAGGUGGAUAGAGGGAGAGUCACGCAGCUUAUCUGUGACAGUGCCCACCUGCUCUCACAUCUCUUUCGCAUUGUUCUCUCUCUCUCUCUCACACUCACUCACACACACACACACACACACACACACACACACACACACACACACACACACACACACACACACACACACACACAAAGAGAAGAAUCAUGUCUGUGGAAGUCCACAUAGAAUGUUGGGUGGUUAUUGUUUAACGUUGUACUACAUCUGUUAAUGUCUACUCUACAAUGUUAGGGGAUCUGUUAAUGUCUACUCUACAAUGUUAGGAGAUCUGUUAAUGUCUACUCUACAAUGUUAGGAGAUCUGUUAAUGUCUACUCUAGAAUGUUAGGAGAUCUGUUAAUGUCUACUCUACAAUGUUAGGAGAUCUGUUAAUGUCUACUCUACAAUGUUAGGAGAUCUGUUAAUGUCUACUCUACAAUGUUAGGAGAUCUGUUAAUGUCUACUCUACAAUGUUAGGAGAUCUGUUAAUGUCUACUCUACAAUGUUAGGAGAUCUGUUAAUGUCUACUCUACAAUGUUAGGAGAUCUGUUAAUGUCUACUCUACAAUGUUAGGAGAUCUGUUAAUGUCUACUCUACAAUGUUAGGAGAUCUGUUAAUGUCUACUCUAUAAUGUUAGGAGAUCUGUUAAUGUCUACUCUACAAUGUUAGGAGAUCUGUUAAUGUCUACUCUACAAUGUUAGGAGAUCUGUUAAUGUCUACUCUACAAUGUUAGGAGAUCUGUUAAUGUCUACUCUACAAUGUUAGGAGAUCUGUUAAUGUCUACUCUACAAUGUUAGGAGAUCUGUUAAUGUCUACUCUACAAUGUUAGGAGAUCUGUUAAUGUCUACUCUACAAUGUUAGGAGAUCUGUUAAUGUCUACUCUACAAUGUUAGGAGAUCUGUUGUUAUACUAAAGAAAACAGUGAGACAGUGAACAAACUGUCUGAAUGUGUUGGUGUGGAACCAAUAGACUUCCUAUUGGCUCAGGUUAUUGAUUUAAAGAGAGAGUUUGCAGACAAAAGCAAAACAUUGACAUGAUUUUCCAGUUAGAGAAACUCAUUAUUUACAUCAUCAGUCUAACAUUUACCAACAUUAACUACCCUCUCCAUUUCUAUUGUCCAGUGUAAAGUUAUAGAUUUGACAUGCCAUGUGCAGCCUGUGUGUGUGUUUACGGUGUGUUAUGCUAAUGCAAACAUCAAAACGAGCUCCCAGGGGGGGCCUAGGACCGAGUUCGGGAAACCCUGCUCCAGUAGAUGAGUGGAGAGCAAGAGGUGGAAAGGAGAGAGGGGGAGGACAGUGUUUUAUAAGAUCCUGAGUACUGACCUGAUUCUAUUAAUGAUUGUUCACAUUGAAACUAGGGAUGUGAACAUGGAGACUAGUUAGUUAAAUAAAGCAAGGCACGUCAGUUAAGAACCAAUUCUUAUUGACAAUGACGGCUAAACCUGGACGAUGCUGGACCAAUUGUGCGCCGCCCUAUGGGACUCCCAAUCACGGCCGGCUGUGAUACAGCCUGGAAUCUUCCAGGGUCUGUAGUGACGCCUCUUGCACUGAGAUGCGGUGUCUUAGACCGCUGCGACACCAGGGAGCCCCUAGAGUAAUUUCAACGGUCUGUGAUUUAAGGAAAAUACUCUCAUCCUGUCUGGUUUAUACUGUUAUGUUGUUAUUCCUAUGUUUUUAUUUCAUGAUACAGACAGGGAUAUUAUUUAGACUAGCAUUUAGAUUUAUAUUCUAGAAGUUAUAUUCUACUCAAUAUAGAUCUCUGCAGUUGUACUUGUAUUUUUAAAUGAUCAAAUAAAUGAAAUCAAUCCGU
Messenger RNA from Oncorhynchus mykiss (rainbow trout), 11086 nucleotides. The record is from RefSeq and is a predicted model, not a curated record. NCBI's taxonomy places the organism in Eukaryota, Metazoa, Chordata, Actinopteri, Salmoniformes, Salmonidae.